UUUUUUGGACCCAGAAAUAUCAUAACCCUAUGAACCUGCAAACCUUGGACUCUGACAGACCACAGACACAGGAGAACAGGGUCCCCUCCUGGGCAGGGAGAAGCAACUUGUACACCUGGAAACCUGGCCCAGGGGAACGUAUUACCCUAGAUCGGCGCGGAGCGGAGAUGGCGGCGCGCGGGCUGCCGGGCGCCCUGGGCGCGUUGCUUCUGCUGCUACUGGCCUGGGAAGGAGCCGGCGCCCCGGCCUUCCUCCCUCCUGCUGCCCUGCAGCGGCUCUUGGGCGACCUCAGCAGCAUGAUGCAGCGCAGCCGGGAGGAGAUGGGGCAGAUGGAGGAGGGCUUUGAGACCCCUGUGGAUUUCAGCAAGCUGCCCCCAAACUACCAUGACGAAGAGAAAGAGGAGCGCAGGGUGGGCAAUGCCACGGUGUACAGCCAUCGGGAGAUCAACAAGGUAACAGACAACCGGACAGGAGAGACAGUCUUUUCAGAGAAGACGGUGACUUCCAUUGAGCAGGGAGACCGGGGCCUGCUGGAGAACUGGAAGGGGUGCAUGGGUGAUGAUGAUUGCCGAAAGGACCAAUUCUGCUCCUCUUCCUUCGUUGUCAGCCAGUGCCAAGAGUGCAAAGCUAAGGACACUGUGUGCCAGCGGGAUGGAGAGUGCUGCUUGGGAUACCUUUGUGUCUGGGGGAAGUGCACAGCUGGUGUGAGUCGUGGUGAGGGCGGGACCAGAUGUGACCCACUACAAGACGAAUGUGCCCCAGGCCUCUGCUGCAUCAGCUAUGCCUUUUUCCCAUUUCCAAUCUGUGCCCCCUACCUGACAGAGGGAGAAGUAUGUCAGAGCCUGGAUGGGACCCUCUUGAGUCUGAUGGCCUGGGAAGGCCUGGGGAGGUCUGGCCAAUACUGUCCUUGUGCCCAGGAAUUGAUGUGCAGGAGCAAUGGAUUUGGGAUGACCUCUACAUGCCAGAGGGCAGAAGGCAAUGAGGAUUUUGGCCGCCUGGGCCAGCAGCUGUCUUUCUUCCAGCCAAGCAUGGUACGCAGGGAUGAGGAGGUUGCCUACUAUGACACCAAUGCUCUGCCAUGGCAGCUACAAGAUGGCCAAAUGGUGGUGGAUACUGGCCGUAUAAAAAAGCCAAGAGAAGAACUGACAGAUGACUAUGAAGGAGAGAACCUACUACUAGACAAAGACACAAACAAUCCUGACCAGUUGAAUUUCCAGGAGCUCAAGCAACUGGCCAAUCAAAUGGGGCAGUAUUUUGGGCCUGGAUUUUACUGAGAACUCAUGGUAACUGAGUUGCUUGACAGUCACACCCUUUAAUUAUUUAUGUGUCUCACUUCCCUUCUUCUCUUUUCCUCAGACCCUUCCCCGAUCACAAUUUUCCACCCAGAACCAUAGCUUUUCAAGCUGAUUACCUCAACAAUGGCAGAUUUCCCACCGCUUCACAGCAAACUAACUUUGUCUCUUUGAUUGAGGUGUUUUAUAGAAAUUAAAUAUACAGCAUAUUCAUGUUA
Molecule: messenger RNA, 1510 nt
Organism: Alligator mississippiensis (American alligator)
Lineage: Eukaryota; Metazoa; Chordata; Crocodylia; Alligatoridae
Gene: DKKL1
Product: dickkopf like acrosomal protein 1
Exons: 9
Coding region: 30-1274 (414 amino acids)
Biological process (GO): multicellular organism development; negative regulation of canonical Wnt signaling pathway
Cellular component (GO): extracellular region
Molecular function (GO): receptor antagonist activity; co-receptor binding
Source: RefSeq, a predicted model, not a curated record